Molecule: messenger RNA, 2447 nt
Organism: Doryrhamphus excisus (bluestripe pipefish)
Lineage: Eukaryota; Metazoa; Chordata; Actinopteri; Syngnathiformes; Syngnathidae
Source: RefSeq, a predicted model, not a curated record
CACAAGCAGGCAUCCUGUCAGCUUAGCUUAGCUUGCUAGCUGCCAACAGAGAGACGGAUGUUAUCAACACAUCGCUAAGCAGAGCCUUUGGUUACCGUAGCAGCUCUAUUUUGUGACGUGCUGUACAAGGAAGUGACGUAGGUUAACGGCGCUAAAAAGAUCGCCAUUUUGGACUAUUGAUGGAGGAAAGCUUGCAGCGAAAUACUCUUUCCUCGUGUGUUGUCGCUAUACAUGUUUUUGGGGUAGGUUAUUCUUUACUGUUGUGACCUCAGUGAACCUUGAAGCCUCUCCAGGUAGCUAGCUUGUCAGAUGCUAACAGACACCGGAAGUGGUAAACAGAUCGAGAUCGAGUGCAAACUGUUGUGAUUGUGCGGAAAUGUGCGAAAGAAGGAUAGCAGAGUACGAGGAGGAACUUUGUGGAACAAAAGAGGAGAACGAUCAUCAACUACUGGACGCUGUUUCCAAGAAGCAUCAAGUUGUGUUACACGGAGAAGAUGUCAGCAAGGAACAUCUUCACCCUGAGCAGCAGGAGUGGAGCUCCAGGAUGGAGGAGGAGGAGCCACACCCCCCUUACAUUAAAGAGGAAGAGGUGGAGCCGCAGUCUCCCCACAUUAAAAAGGAAGAGGAGGAGCCACAGCCCCUCCACAUUAAAAAGGAAGAGGAGGAGCCACAACACCUCCAUGUUAAAGAGGAAGAGGAAGACUACAGCAUCAGCCAGGAGGGAGAGCAUCUUGAAGGACCGGAGGAGUUCCCAGUGAUUGGCGUCCCUGUGAAGAGUGAAGAUGAUGAAGACGAUGAAGGUGAAAGCGAGGAGAAGAGAGAGGCGGAGCCUCCAAGCAGCAGCUCAACUCAACACAUGACAACAGAAGCCGAUGGAGACCACUGUGGAGGAUCACCAGCAGACAAGCUCUUAGCUCCACUAUCAGAUAGUGAGCACACAACGUCACACUCUCCUGACACUGAUGAUGAUGAUGAUGAUGAAGACUCUACAGCUGAUAUGACAUGUCACCCUGACAAAACCUUCAAACACCGUAGUCGUCUGAAAACACACAUGAGAAAACACACAGGAGAGAAACCAUAUUCUUGUUCAGUGUGUGGUAAAGGUUUUGCACAAAAAUCUGAUUUGAAAACACACGUGAGAAAACACACAGGAGAGAAACCAUUCCUGUGCUCAGUUUGUGGUAAAGGAUUCUAUUGGAAGGAAAAUUUGACUCGACACACUAGAGAGCACACUGGAGAGAAACCUUUGUGCUGCUCAGUGUGUGGUAAAAGCUUUGCAAAAAAAGCAAAGUUGAAAACACACAUGAGAACACACACUGGAGAGAAACCAUAUUCUUGUUCAGUGUGUGGUAAAGGUUUUGCACAAAAAUCUGAUUUGAAAACACACACGAGAACACACACUGGAGAGAAACCAUAUUCAUGUUCAGUGUGCGGUAAAGGUUUUUCCCGAAAAUCUCAUUUGUCUCUCCACCUGAGAAGACACACUGGAGAGAAACCAUAUUCCUGUUCAGUGUGUGAUAUAAGCUUUGCAGAAAAAUAUUAUUUGAAAAUACACACUAGAACACACACCGGAGAAAAACCAUUCUGCUGUUCAGUAUGUGGUGUAGGUUUUGCACGAAAACCUAAUUUGGCAAUACACAUGAGAAGGCACACUGGAGAGAAACCAUAUUCCUGUUCAGUAUGUGGUAAAUGUUUUGCAGAAAAAUAUUAUUUGCGAAAACACCUGACAAGACACACUGCAGCAAAAACGUACUCCUGCUCAGCGUGUGGUAAAGGUUUUGCGUGGAAAGGUGAUUUGAAAAAACACAUGACGUCACACAGUAGAGUAAAACCACAUUCUUGUUCAGUGUGUGGUAAAGGUUUUGCCAAUAAACAUGAUUUGACCACGCACGUGAGAACACACACUGGAGAGAAACCAUAUUCAUGUUCAGUGUGUGGUAAAGGUAUUGCAGAUAAACGUGACUUCAAAACACACAUGCGAACGCACACUGGAGAGAAACCAUAUUCCUGUUCUGUGUGUGCUAAAGGUUUUGCACAAAAAGGUAAUUUGAAAAGACACACAAGGAGACACACUGGAGAGAAAGUGUUUCGGUGCAACGUGUGUGCUGAAAGAUUCUCUUAUAAGUACCAGCUUAGCAAUCACACGUGUGCAGGGGAGAACAGCGGCAGGAAGUGAAGCUGCACCGCUUCCUGCUGGGGAGAACAGCAGCAGGAAGUGAAGCUGCUGGACUUCAACUGUUACGACUCAGCCUGUGUGUUUUUCCCCACACUUUCCAAGGCCCUUGAAGGCACCACAUGUCAUGACUUGCUCAGCCGGGUUCAAUGAUUCAAUCACUAAGCCAACCUGGGGUGAAGGACCCGCCACAGGGAGGCCGGCACCACCAGCUCCGGGCUCUCCUCACCUCACUGCCCCUUCUGCCCCUUCUGCCCCUCUCUCGAUAAGGGAA